Messenger RNA from Lolium rigidum, 3861 nucleotides. Its product is annotated as ABC transporter G family member 36-like. The record is from RefSeq and is a predicted model, not a curated record. Gene Ontology annotation, cellular component: membrane. The transcript is spliced from 18 exons. The coding region runs from base 32 to 3562 and encodes 1176 amino acids. NCBI's taxonomy places the organism in Eukaryota, Viridiplantae, Streptophyta, Magnoliopsida, Poales, Poaceae. Gene Ontology annotation, molecular function: ATP binding; ABC-type transporter activity; ATP hydrolysis activity.
CUUCCUACUCCUACACAACAUGAGUUAACAUAUGCUGACAGAGUUAGCGAGGCGAGAGAAGGCAGCAAACAUCAAGCCUGACGCUGAUAUCGAUGCGUUUAUGAAGGCAUCUUCAAUGGGUGGACUGGAGGCCAAUGUGAAUACAGACUAUAUACUGAAGAUAUUAGGACUAGAGAUGUGUGCAGACACGAUGGUAGGAGACGAGAUGCUGAGGGGCAUCUCGGGUGGACAACGGAAGCGUGUUACAACUGGUGAGAUGCUGGUUGGGCCAGCCAAGGCGCUCUUCAUGGACGAGAUCUCAAAUGGCCUCGAUAGCUCCACUACCUUCCAGAUUGUAAACUCGCUCAGGCAGUCUGUCCACAUUCUUGGUGGCACAGCCGUCAUCUCCCUGCUGCAGCCAGCCCCUGAAACGUACAACUUAUUCGACGACAUCAUCCUCCUCUCAGAUGGACAGAUCGUGUACCAGGGCCCUCGUGAGGAUGUGCUUGAAUUCUUCGAGUCUGUGGGGUUCAAGUGUCCUGAGAGGAAGGGUGUCGCUGACUUCUUGCAAGAGGUCACUUCCAAGAAAGAUCAAAAGCAAUAUUGGGAGCGGCGCAAUGAGCCCUACCGUUUCAUGCCGGUUUCAGACUUUGUGCGUGCGUUCCAGUCAUUCCACGUAGGGAGAGCUAUAAGAAAUGAGCUCGCUGUGCCAUUCGACAAGAGCACGAGCCAUCCAGCAGCUUUGACAACCGCGAGGUAUGGUGUGAGUGGUAGGGAGCUUCUGAAGGUGAACAUUGACAGGGAGAUCCUCCUCAUGAAGAGGAACGCUUUUAUCUACGUGUUCAGAAUCUUCCAGCUGAUCCUCAAUUCAUGUAUUGUAAUGACGCUCUUCUUCCGUACGAAUAUGAAGCACGACUCCGUGGCUGAUGGGGGCAUCUACAUGGGGGCACUCUUCUUUGGUGUGCUCAUGAUCAUGUUCAAUGGCUUCUCUGAGCUUGCACUUACUCUCUUUAAGCUGCCUGUGUUCUUCAAGCAGAGGGACCUUCUUUUCUACCCAGCAUGGGCCUACGCAAUACCCUCAUGGAUCCUCAAGAUCCCAAUAACAUUUGUUGAGGUCGGUGGCUAUGUUUUCAUAACGUACUAUGUCAUGGGGUUUGACCCAAAUGUAGGCAGGUUCUUCAAGAAUUAUCUGCUUAUGUUAGCAGUCAGUCAGAUGUCAGAGUCACUCUUUCGAUUCAUCGCCGGGGCAGCGAGGAACAUGACCGUUGCAAAUUUCUUUGGACCAUUUGUCGUUCUAAUUUUUAUGGUUUUGGGCGGGUUCAUUCUAGUAAGAGAACAAGUGAAGAAAUGGUGGAUUUGGGGCUAUUGGAUAUCCCCACUAAUGUACGCGCAAAAUGCCAUCUCAGUGAAUGAGUUCUUGGGUCACAGCUGGGACAAAAUCUUGGAUAGCACCGCCUCUAAUGAGACUCUCGGUGUGCAAAUCCUCAAGUCGCGUGGAGUGUUCCCAGAAGCGAGGUGGUACUGGAUUGGUUUGGGUGCAUUGCUCGGAUUCACCUUGUUAUUCAACGCUCUCUUCACUCUUGCCCUUACAUACCUUAAGACAUAUGGUAACUCACGUCCGUCGGUAUCUGAAGUUGAGCUAAAGGAGAAGCAUGCCAAUAUUUAUGGUGAGGUUAUGAACAAUGAUCACUUGGAUUCACUUAGCACUCAUGGGCCAACGACAGUUGUUUCAGAGGAUACUAGACCAGUGGGAAGGGGAAUGGUGCUUCCAUUUAUCCCGCUUUCACUCGUGUUUGAUAACAUCAGAUACUCUGUUGACAUGCCACCGGAAAUGAAAGAACAAGGAGUAGUAGAAGACCGACUGGAGCUACUCAAAGGUGUUAGUGGAUCUUUCAGGCCAGGCGUACUAACUGCACUGAUGGGUAUUAGUGGUGCUGGCAAGACUACUCUGAUGGAUGUGUUGGCGGGGAGAAAGACAACGGGGUACAUUGAAGGAAACAUAAGCAUUUCAGGAUAUCCAAAGAAACAAGAGACCUUUGCGCGUAUAUCAGGAUACUGCGAACAGAACGAUAUCCACUCUCCGCAUGUCACCGUCUACGAGUCUCUGCUUUUUUCAGCAUGGCUCCGUCUUCCGGAGGAUGUAGAUUCAAACAAAAGAAAGAUGUUCAUCGAUGAGGUGAUGGAGCUUGUGGAGCUCAAACCUCUGAGAGAUGCAUUGGUUGGUCUACCUGGAGUGAGUGGUCUGUCGACUGAGCAGAGGAAGAGGCUGACCAUUGCUGUUGAGCUCGUUGCUAAUCCUUCUAUCAUCUUCAUGGAUGAGCCAACCUCCGGACUUGAUGCCCGAGCAGCUGCAAUCGUGAUGAGGACAGUGAGGAACACCGUUGAUACUGGUAGAACUGUCGUCUGCACGAUUCAUCAACCUAGCAUUGACAUAUUUGAAGCAUUUGAUGAGCUUCUAUUGAUGAAGCGAGGUGGAGAAGAGAUCUAUGCUGGUCCGUUGGGCCAUCAUUCUUGCGAGUUAAUCAAGUACUAUGAGGGAAUUCAAGGAGUCAGUAAAAUUAAAGGUGGCUACAAUCCGGCAACAUGGAUGUUAGAAGUGACAACAGUCGGUCAAGAACAGAUGCUAGGUGUUGAUUUCAGCAACAUAUACAAGAAUUCUGAACUUUACCAGAAGAACAAGGCUUUGAUAAAGGAACUAAGCCAACCUGCGCCGGGUUCAAGUGACCUGUAUUUCCCUAGGCAGUACUCACAGUCGUCGAUCAAACAAUGUGUGGCUUGCCUGUGGAAGCAGAACAAGUCAUACUGGAGGAACCCUCCUUACAAUGCUAUUAGGUUCAUUUUCACAACCAUCAUUGCUGUUCUCUUCGGCACCAUCUUUUGGGACCUUGGUGGCAAAGUGAGAAAGCCACAAGACUUGUUCAAUGCCAUGGGGUCUAUGUAUGCUGCAGUACUGUUCAUCGGUGUCAUGAACUGUAGUUCGGUUCAGCCCGUGGUGGCUGUGGAGAGGACUGUCUUUUACCGUGAAAGAGCAGCCGGCAUGUACUCAGCCUUCCCAUAUGCAUUUGGCCAGGUUGUCAUUGAGCUCCCAUACACACUUGUUCAGGCUACCGUAUAUGGAGUCAUAGUUUACUCAAUGAUCGGGUUUGAGUGGACGGCUCCCAAAUUCUUCUGGUACCUCUUCUUCAUGUACUUCACGCUACUCUACUUCUCAUUCUACGGCAUGAUGGUUGUCGGCCUCACGCCGCAUCACCACAUCUCCUCGAUUGUUUCGUCCAUGUUCUAUGCCAUCUGGAAUCUCUUCUCCGGGUUCAUCAUCCCUCGACCGAAAGUGCCCAUCUGGUGGAGAUGGUACUGCUGGUUAUGCCCCGUUGCCUGGACGCUCUACGGGCUGGUCGUAUCGCAGUUUGGUGAUGUCAUGACGCCGAUGGAUGAUGGCGUUCUCGUGAAAGACUUCAUAGAGGACUACUUUGACUUCAAGCACAGCUGGUUAGGCUAUGUGGCUGCAGUGGUUGUGGCGUUCGGGGUGCUAUUUGCCUUCUUGUUUGGCUUUGCCAUCGCCAAGCUCAACUUCCAGAAGAGGUGACAAGUUAAUGGCUAUAAGAAUCAUUGCCUAGAAAGAAAUUGCAUUAGUUGGGUCGCAACUAUGAGCCGAUAUGUGCAUACUGUUUGACCACAUGGAGUGGUUUAGGUUCAUUAGUUAUCUCUUGUACAUCACAGAGGCCUUUUAUUUUCUCAUGCGUUUGAAGUACUGUCUGAAGCUGGGAACUAGACAGAAAUUGACGUUUGAUACCGGGUGCAUAUGCUCCCUUUCCGAAGAACACAUUUCAAAUUGUUAAAACAGAACACGUUUCAAAUUGUUAAAACAGAAUACCUUUCAAAUUA